GUGCACUGUUUGGUGGGCCAUGAUGUAAUGGCAUGCAGCGAUCCCGAUGAUGACGGAAUUGGUGAAAGGACGGCAGAGGCCAAAUAGCUCUUAAUUACCUACUGUACACUACCAGGUCUUUGGUAUUUAACCUCGAUCUAUUCCCACGCAAGACCCCUCUUGAUUUACGAAGACUUCUCUGAGCGACAAACCGAACCUUUAAGCCAGCAAUCUAAACCUCACAGUUACACCGCUUAACCAGCUCUUCAUCCGCACAAACCCGAUACCUAUACCUAUUCACAAUGCCUGAGCGCGGAGAGUCCCCUCCCCCUGAGCGGGUUUCGGGCAAGCAAUUGCACGAUGUUCCGGGAUGGUCCGGCCAGGAGGGUUCUGGGAAUGCCGACAACAAGGCUAGCAACGAGCAGUCGAACAAGACGGGCCUCGAGAGUCUUUCCUCGAACCCAAAGGGCCCCCUGGAUGAAAUUGUGACGGAGAAGUUUUCGAAAUCGUCGUUCAAGAAUGACAAGACGGAGAAGAAGAACUAGAACAGCGCAGAGCGCGUUCACGGAAACGAAUAUUUGCGGCAUUGACAUUGGCGUUUUGGGAUUUGGCCUUUCGCUGGGAAUCGACUCACAGGUACUUGCAGACAGCGAGUCGGCCCCUUGUAUGUACGUACAAUAGCAGGAUCACGGUUAUCACGGGGAGGUGACACCACACUCUCUUCAGUGCCUCGAGAGGGGAUGCACAUGCGUCAUUACACAACAAAAUAAAUAAACGAAUAAAGUGUUUAAUAACCUUCGCAUGUGCAAAAUGCAAAGGGCACAACGUGGCAUUACGG
This is a messenger RNA of Lasiosphaeria miniovina, 817 nucleotides long. RefSeq lists its product as uncharacterized. Lineage: Eukaryota; Fungi; Ascomycota; Sordariomycetes; Sordariales; Lasiosphaeriaceae. The record is from RefSeq and is a predicted model, not a curated record. The transcript has 2 exons. Bases 282 to 524 code for a protein of 80 amino acids.